UUUCUGUUCCUUUUGGGUUAUUUUCCCUUCAAUGAAGUUUCCCUUUCGACCAAAAAAAAAGUAGACACACGUAAUUUCGUGUCAUUUUUUUGUUUUUGUUUUUUCAAUGAAAAUAAAAGAAAAAGAAAAAUACGUCCUUGCGGAGGUCGUCAAAUGGAUUUUAAAAACGAGAGCAAGCUGUCAGAACAGAAACAGCGCAGGAACGAGAUUGAUAGGAAGCUGAGAGAGCAAAGCAAUACGCAAAGUCGUUAUGGAUGCCAACAUUUCUGUUAACCCUCCUCCUCCUCAACGUUUGGAAGACACAAGGGAAGAAGAAGAAGAGGGUCAGAAUUCUUUUGGGGCAUUGCACAAAUAUAAUUUCUUUCUGCUGGGCAUGCUGGGCUUGCUCCUCCAACUGAAGUCAGGAAAUAUUGCAUCUCCAUUUGUCAGCAACUACGUUACUGUAAUCACGUUCACUGUUGUUUUAUUUGUUUACGUGGCCAUAUUGGCGACCGUCAAGAAACUAGACCACCAAGCUGCGAUUAAUGAUCCAGACUUGUCUGAAUUCAUGGACAACGUUAGCCUCCUGUCUGGAACUCUUGCCUCCGUUUUACUAUUGCUGAUCCUCGUCCCGGCUCUCGGGUGGCUCAGCCUCCUCUUGUGGGCCAUUUAUUUUGUGAAGGACGUUGUAACUGUGACAUCGUAUACCAGUGUAGCUGUUUGUGCCAUUGACAGAGUGAAAGAGGUGAUGCUGAAUCAGAGUGGCCCUUCAAUUUCCACGGAGGAGCAGAGUCAUGUUCAUCAGCAAGAAAUUAGAAUGGAGGAGGGGCAGAAUCACGUUUCAUAAUUUUAGUUUUCUACCACGUUUGAAGUAAGUACAUUAUACAUACCUGUGAAAUAG
Prunus mume (Japanese apricot) is the source of this 880-nucleotide messenger RNA. NCBI's taxonomy places the organism in Eukaryota, Viridiplantae, Streptophyta, Magnoliopsida, Rosales, Rosaceae. The record is from RefSeq and is a predicted model, not a curated record.